Scheffersomyces stipitis CBS 6054 is the source of this 549-nucleotide messenger RNA. RefSeq names its product retrotransposon (gene RTP1). The transcript has 2 exons. The record is from RefSeq and is a predicted model, not a curated record. Lineage: Eukaryota; Fungi; Ascomycota; Pichiomycetes; Serinales; Debaryomycetaceae. Bases 1 to 549 code for a protein of 182 amino acids.
AUGAAUAAUCCGAUUCAAUCUACUGAGCUUCCAAAGCAAACAGUUCAACAGGUUAUGAGCCAAUUAAAUUCCGGCCUCAUGGUCAUUGAUACUCUUCUUCUCAGAGGCCGUGAGAACUUUCUGGAAUGGAAAGACUGGAUGACUGGUAUGUUCAGUAGCUGCGUCUUGGCUACAGAGAUUGCUGCUUAUCUUUCAGAAAAAGAACUUUCCAUCACCUUUACGGACCAGCAGGCGUUGAGCCACAAGCUCCGUGAGCUUAUCCUCAAGUGUAUGAAGCCUGACGUUCAGUCAUUGUUCACGCACUACUCUCUGGGUGUCGAAACUUGGAAAGCUGUCGAAACCAAGUAUGCGAUCGCCAGCUCUAGGGAUGCGGUCGGCUAUCUCAAGUACUUAUUUGGUCGUCUUGCUGAUCCGACCAUUACGACUGAAGCUGGGUUCUUGAUUGCUGAAAAGUUGACUGCGUUUAUGACGAAGUACGAUAACGACUCCAUGAAAGCGCUCCUCUUCCUUUAUGGUACGGGAAACUCCAAGGAUUUGCAGCCAUUCUGA